AUGGCGAACCAAAAUCCUUAUCAGAUACACGGACAGAAUAAAGGAACGCUCGUGCCAGGACAGUCUAUCGCGGUUGGGCAGUUCAAUGUUCAGGUCGAACGCUAUUUGUCUCAAGGUGGAUUUGCGCAUGUAUAUCUCGUCAGAACGGCGACGCCCGUGUACAACACGACACAUCAUGUCCUGAAGCGUAUAGCAGUUGACAGUGAGGGCAUGCUCACAGAGGUCAAGAAGGAAGUCGAUGUGAUGAGGCUUCUCAAAGGACAUCCCAAUAUUGUUCAUCUUAUAGAUGCAGCAUGGAGCAAAAUGGCGAAUGGCACUUACGAGGUUUUCAUUUUAAUGGAGUAUUGCCCUGGUGGCGGAAUCAUUGACAUGAUGAAUCGUCGUCUCCGGGAACGUCUUACAGAAGCUGAGAUUCUCCAAAUCUUUGCGGAUGUCUGUGAGGGCGUCGCCUUCAUGCACAGCUCACGUCCACCUCUCCUGCAUCGCGAUCUGAAAGUCGAGAACAUCUUGCAAUCAUCUCCUACGUCUUUCAAGCUGUGUGAUUUUGGAUCUGCAACAUACGCCUCCCCUAGGCCACCCUCAACAGCCCAAGAGAUCCGGGCAUUGGAAGCUGAUCUAAACCGACAUACCACACUUCAGUACAGAGCCCCAGAAAUGGUGGACCUCUACCUACGAAGACCCGUUGACGAGAAGAGCGACGUAUGGGCACUCGGGGUUCUUCUCUACAAGCUCUGCUACUAUACCACCCCUUUCGAAGAACACGGACCCCUUGCAAUCCUUAACGUUCAGUACAAGACCCCGCCAUACCCCGUGUACUCUAAUCAGAUGAACGCACUCAUAGCUUCAAUGCUGCGGGAGCAUGGUGUGCACCGACCAACCGUCUUCGAAGUCUUGGACCAAGUACAUCGCCUGCGCGGGACCAAAUCUCAGUUCAAAUACAACAUCCCCUCUCCUCAGCCAUUGUCGCCAAAGCAUGCCUCAUCCAAGAACGCGUCAGGUUUCUCGACUAGCAAGCCACCUCAGCAAAUUUCAACUAGUCCACCAGUGCUAAACGGCACGUCGUCAAGUACCACGUCGUCCAAGAACGCCGGUGUUCAAGCCAGGGAAAUGGUACUGGAGGCCAUUGCUCCCAUGCGACGCGGUAGGCCUGCUGCCAGCAAGGAUGCCAAUGAACCUUCAUCAUCAUCAUCGACCCGACCAGCGAGCCCUCAUAAACCAACAACCUCGACGACAGCAAGGCAGCCUGAGGGAACCAAGCCCUCGAAUAACUGGCUAGAUAGUGGGUUUGAUGCAGAGGAAGAGAAAGCGUGGAAAGCGAUCGCUGCCACCAAAGCUCCCGAACAUCUAAAGCCUAGUGGUGACGAUGCAUGGACAGUCAAGACCUCCGCCAACUCUGAUAAACCCAAGGACCAAGGCUUUGGAGAUGACUUCGGGCAGAAACUCUGGGAUUCGUUUGAUCCUCAGUCAGCCAAGCCAAAGAACACAGAUACAUCGAGCAAUGCUGCGUCGACUUCGCAUUAUCAACCACUUACACCCUCCCGCACUCCUGGCUUGACCCCUUCAGGAGUAGUUAGACCACGAUUGAUACCUUCCAAGUCUAAGGAAAGGGACGCGUUCGAAGGUCUUGGGCUUCAACCAAAUUCCCGGCCUCUACCUACCCUUGGAGAGGCCCGAAAGCUACGAACUGGACUUGCUGUACUGAGUACACAGUCAAAUCGUUCAGAUACCUAUCGACCGCCCUCAUCUCCAAGUACAACACGGAAUACUUAUCUUGCUGCCCAAUCUCAGCCGAUGCGCGGUGCUUCUUCUUCGCCUGCUCGUACCACUCCACAACCUUCUGCCUCACCUGCCGCUUCUCCUAUUCCUCCGCCGAUACAGACGCCUUCUGCGGACCUUCCUGCGGAGUCAAGAUUCCCUUCGCUAGAGGAGCUCGAUGCCUCUUUCGGUACGGGAGCCUCGAGCAAGCAACCGCCUGUUAUCGGGAUCAGAGCUGGUGCUCAGCUAUCUGGAGCGUUGCAAGCUCAAGAGGCUAGGUCGAGUCUGGAUAUCGACGUACCAAAGGCGGAAUCAUUGAAACCCGUUCGCCUACCGUCGUAUAACGGAGGGUCCCGCUCAGCGCAAGUCACAGGUAGUGCAAUGCGCUCGACUCAGAUCACCGGAGAUGGCGCAUCAAGCGCUGACAUUAGACGAGUACUCCGAGCCGAGAAGGAUACAGAAACGCCACAGGAAGCGCAUAAGGGUGCGGCUGCCCCGAAAUCUGCGAAGAUACCUUCUCCGGAGAUAUCUGGUCAACGACCAAAUACCACAACCUCUUUCAACUACACCGGCUCCAAGUUCAAUUCCCACAGACCAUCUCCAUCUGAAGCUCCGGACAAGCCUAUUGCUUCUAAACCAACGAGGUCUACAACAGACUGGUUAACUGGGUCUGACAAUGAGCAGCUUCCGUCCAUAAGCCCGAGAACGCCUUUGCUUCGAGCUUCCCCGAACAAGCGCAGUUCAUACCUAGAAGCAGGUUCUCGUACAACGCAAGUAAAUGAGAUAGCUAGGCGAACCAGCCCGACUCCAUUAUCCUCGUCGAUUGGCGGGUCACCGCCAAAGCCCACUGCUACACGAAGUCGACUACCUUCGCUUACACAGAGCAAGCCUCCUACUCGAUUGACCAACAUAAAUACAACGGGUGCGAAAUAUAACCCAGCGGAAGCGUUAUCUGAUAAUUGGAGUCCCUUACCCUCGUCAAGAAAGGCAACGGAUAACCAGAAGGACCUUGAUGCUCAAUCAAGUCCCGAUGAAGAUGGUCCUGAAGACCCUGCUAGGUUGUCUCGUCCUUCCAAGAUGGUUUCUGGGCCACAGAAGACAAGGCACAAGGCUCGACAGAGCUCUGUGCAUGAUCUUGUUGAUUUAUGGGGCGGUGGCAUCUCGUCUGGCGCGGACGGCAAGGAACACAAGAAGGAUCUGGUUGCUCCACUUUCGAAUCUUGAAACUUCGCGACUUAGCCCCUCCAAGAGAACGUCGGUAAAUUUGAGCUCUCCGGCUGUAACUUCGUUUCCUAGAUCUGCUUCUCCAAAGCCUACUGGUAUUGAUUCGCGUCAGACUAGCCAAGGGACCGACGCGAGUGACGUUGGCAGACCGCAACCUUCCCCAGUGGCCCCCACUCCGUCACCCUCGUCCGGACGCUCACGACCUCAGUCGAUGUUCAUUUUCCCUUCCAGAGCUUCUGACGCACUUGGAUCAGGGCAUCCAUCUGCACCGGCUCUUUCUUCAUCUUUGUCUCCUCCGGUUGACCUUCCGAAACGUCCAACAAGACGGACGUCAAUCUCUGACAUGGUGCAACACUACGAGGCUAUCAACAAGACCGGCCUGGGGCCACCGCCCAUAGCUACGAAACCGCAAGAAUUCAAAGCGCUUCGUCCGUCGAACGUUAGGAAGGUCUCCGCCGAUGUUAUAUCCCUUUCUCAGAGCCAGCGACCGGCACUGCAGCCCAUCUCUCCGACAUCGCCGCCGCAAUCAGAUUCUCCUCGCAAGCCGAUACAACCGUCAAAUCUCUCAGCGCCCCCUAGCGAUGUGACCCCGCGCCGGACAUCACCCACAAUUACGGAAGGUAUUGCCCCAAUAGGGCGCCGACAAGCUGAGAAAGACGAGGCGAAGGCAUUUGACGAGGCUGUUAGCAAGCUCAAGAAGGCUACCGGCAAUGAUGAAGGAAAUCAAUCUCCCCCUGACCAGCCUUACCGAGGAGUCGGGAGACUGAUUGACCAGUGGCAACGCAAGACAGCCGAGGUUGAGGGGACGACUCCUGGUGCUCCUCGACGGGGAGGUUUCGUUGCGAAGCGAGGGACUGCAUUGACGAGUGCUUCCGGUAAAUCGUGA
This is a messenger RNA of Pleurotus ostreatus (oyster mushroom), 3864 nucleotides long. RefSeq lists its product as uncharacterized. The transcript has 5 exons. Gene Ontology annotation, cellular component: cytoplasm. Gene Ontology annotation, molecular function: protein serine/threonine kinase activity; ATP binding. The coding region runs from base 1 to 3864 and encodes 1287 amino acids. The record is from RefSeq and is a predicted model, not a curated record. Gene Ontology annotation, biological process: peptidyl-threonine phosphorylation; actin filament organization; actin cortical patch assembly. NCBI's taxonomy places the organism in Eukaryota, Fungi, Basidiomycota, Agaricomycetes, Agaricales, Pleurotaceae.